Molecule: messenger RNA, 1067 nt
Organism: Myotis lucifugus (little brown bat)
Lineage: Eukaryota; Metazoa; Chordata; Mammalia; Chiroptera; Vespertilionidae
Gene: PRSS57
Product: serine protease 57
Exons: 5
Coding region: 1-855 (284 amino acids)
Biological process (GO): proteolysis
Molecular function (GO): serine-type endopeptidase activity
Source: RefSeq, a predicted model, not a curated record
AUGGGGCCUGGGGCAGAGGGCUGGGACCAACUUUUGCUGACUAUGGCCACUGCUCUGAUGAUGUCCAUGAGGCUUCCAGGCUCCUGGGGGGCUAGGAUCAUUGGGGGCCGAGAGGUGACCCCGCACUCCCGUCCCUACAUGGCAUCGGUGAGCUUUGAGGGCCAGCAUCACUGCGGUGGCUUCCUGCUCCGUGCCCGCUGGGUGGUCUCAGCUGCCCACUGCCUCAUCGACAGAGACCCACGAACAGUCCGGGUGGUGCUGGGAGCUCACAACAUUCGCACCUCGGAGCCCACCCAGCAGGUGUUCAGCGUCUCAGCUGUCAUCAGGCACCCUGACUACCAGCCCGCAACCCACGCCAAUGACAUCUGCCUGCUGCAGCUGAACAGCUCUGCCGUCCUGGGUCCUGCAGUGGGGCUGCUGAGGCUGCCCCAAAGGGGCACCAAGCCACCCAGGGCCGGGACGAGGUGCCAUGUGGCCGGCUGGGGCUCUGUGUCCAACUUUGAGGACUUGCCACCCGGGCUGAUGGAGGCCGAGGUCCGCGUGCUGGGCCUGGACGUCUGCAAUAGCUCCUGGAAGGGCCAGCUCAGCCCUACCAUGGUCUGCACCCAGAGUGGGGACCGACGGCGGCGAGGCUUCUGCUCGGCGGACUCCGGGGGGCCCCUGGUGUGCAGGAACCUGGCCCAUGGCCUCGUUUCCUUCUCUGGCCUCUGGUGUGGCGACCCCAAGACCCCAGAUGUAUACACACAGGUGUCUGCUUUCGUGACCUGGAUCUGGGGUGUGGUUCGGCAGCGACCCCACAGCCCCCAACUCAGCUCCUCACCCAGGACCACGGGAGCCCCCACAGGAGCUUCCUGAACCACAGCAGCACGGUGUACCCAAAUGAGAUGACAACCAAUGCAAACAGUUCUGGCCUGGAAGAUUCUGUGGCUGGGGCAGGGGGUCCACAGAACCUUCCAGGGAGCUUGGCGGGUGGGUGGGCAUAAAUUCCAAACAAAAAGGGCCAGAAUAUCUGAAUAAAAUGUUAACUGACAACUAGACAUGAUGGUCCCACAUCCCUUGAGUUUCUU